Pipistrellus nathusii (Nathusius's pipistrelle) is the source of this 243-nucleotide messenger RNA. The record is from the annotation of a GenBank genome assembly. Lineage: Eukaryota; Metazoa; Chordata; Mammalia; Chiroptera; Vespertilionidae.
AUGAAAAUAUCAGGUGUCUUUCUGCUCCUCUCUCUGGCUCUUUUCUGCUUUUUCUCAGGUGUCUUCAGUCAAGGAAAAAAGGUUGACUGUGCUAAGUUCCAGGAUCCCAAGUUCUACUGCACUCGGGAAUCUGAUCCCUACUGUGGCUCUAAUGGCCAGACAUAUGGCAAUCUAUGUGCCUUCUGUAAGGCAAUGGAGAAAAGUGGUGGGAAGCUCAAACUAAAGCACGUUGGAGCAUGCUGA